ACAAAUUAUCCGGAUGAUUGGAGCUAUGAUGAGAUGUGGAGAACGUUUCUCAGGAGGAUUUUAUGCCAGCAUUUAACAGUGAUUCAGAGGACUGCGAAACAUGGUCUACUGGGAAAGAGGAUGAUGUCUCUGGACACAUGAAAGAGAAAGAAAAAAGACAAGCAGAAGAUGUCAGCGGGAAAGAAGGAGAGCAUGCAGAAACGGGAGGAUUCACCAGGGACAAAAUUCAAAAUUUGAAUUUAGAAGAUGAAAGUACAAGAUCGGGCGCGGAACCAAAGAGGCAGGAGAUGCAGAGAUCGGAUUCGGGUUCAGAAAGUAUUGAAGAGGGCACAAGGGAAGUGGAUCUCAUGAGGAAACCCAAUAUGAAACCAGUGAUAGAGCCCAAUUUGCAAAUGGAAAGCCCAUUAGAUGAGGAAUCAACACUCGGAGCAGUUGCAGAAAACGACAUUGAGGUGAUUCAGAGAAUUGAGGAGAUGGAGGACAGAGACAGACGAGCAAAGAUAACUUUGGUGAACCGAGAAGAGGAAGAUAAUAGGAAGGAGACUAAGAUGGAACUGGUAGAUAGAAUAACUUGUAGAAGUUUGUGGGGGACAGAGGAUUUGGACUGGGUUGCAAAGGCAUCUGUUGGAAAAUCAGGGGGAUUGCUAUGUGUUUGGGACCCGAGAGUUUUGAAGAGGAAGGAGACUAUAGAGGGGGAUUUUAAUGUAGUGAGAAGGGCUAAUGAGCGAGCAGGGUGUAGCAUGACAUCUUCUGAAAUGAGAGAAUUUGAUGAUUUUAUCCAUAGUUCUGAAUUGAUUGACUUGCCUCUAGUAGGGAGAAAAUACACUUGGUACAGCUCAAAUGGUCAACACAUGAGUAGACUGAAUAGAUUUUUAUUAUCAGAGGAAUGGAUGGCAAAAUGGAGCAAUGUGAAACAACGGGGAAUGAAGAGGUCUGUUUCGGACCACUGCCCAAUUUUGUUGAAAAAUGAGCUGAUGGAUUGGGGGCCAAAACCAUUCAAAUUUUAUGAUGCUUGGCUGGAUCAUCCAGGAUGCAAGGAGAUGAUUACAAAGGUGUGGAAUAGUUGUGAAGUGAAAGGGUGGAGUGGUUUUAAACUCAAGGAGAAGCUGAAGCAUACAAAGCUUGCUUUAAAGGAGUGGAGCAAUAAUAUGAAUAUGGAGGUGGAUAGCCAAAUAAAGGAUGCAGAAGACACAAUUGCUAGAAUUGAUGAGAAAGGAGAGGAUGUGGCAGCAAAAAUCAAGCUAUGGUUAAAAGAAGGUGACGCCAACACAAAAUUCUUCCAUAGGUGUGUGAAAGGAAGAUGGAGAAGAAAUGAAGUUAAUAGCAUCUGGAUCAAUGGGGAGCAACUUACAGAAGUGGAGACAAUAAAGCAAGAGACUGCUAAGUACUUCCAAGAUCUGUUUGCAGAAGAACAGUGGAGUAGACCAAAACUAGAUGGGAUCAGUUUUAAACAAAUAUCACAGACUGAUAAUGAGAUUCUCAUAGCAGCCUUCUCGGAACAAGAAAUCAAAGAAGCAAUAUGGAAUUGUGACUCAUCCAAAUCUCCAGGGCCGGAUGGAUUCAACUUCAGAUUUGUUAAGACGAUGUGGGAGGUCAUAAAACUUGAUGUGAUCAAUUUUGUACAGGAAUUCCAAGAACAUGGCAGACCCAUAUCGCUCAUCGGAAUUUUGUACAAAAUCAUUGCAAAAUUACUAGCAAAUCGGUUGCGAAACGUGUUACCCAAGGUGAUCGGUGAACAGCAGAUGGCUUUUCUUAAAGGAAGACAACUAGCGGAAGGAGUAGUGAUUGCAAAUGAGGUUAUCGAUGAGGUCAAAAGGAAGGAGAUGAAGAGCUUUCUUUUUAAAGUCGACUUUGAGAAAGCUUAUGAUAAGGUAUGCUGGGAGUUCAUUGAGUACAUGAUGUUGAGGAUGGGAUUUAACGCAACUUGGAGGAAAUGGAUACAGGAGUGUCUAAAAUUGAGUUUGGUAUCCAUUCUCAUUAAUGGCAAUCUGACGAAACAAUUCCCGGUUAACAAAGGCAUCCGUCAAGGUGACCUGUUAUCCCCCUUUUUAUUCUUGAUUGUUGCGGAGGGUUUGAAUGGACUAGUGUCAUCAGCAGUGGAGAAGGGAUGGUAUAAAGGAGUGACAAUUGGCAACGGAGGCACUAUGGUCACACAUCUUCAAUUCGCGGAUGACACCUUAUUUUUCGGGGAGGCUACGGAGCACAACAUACGGGUGAUCAAAUGCAUUAUGAGGACUUUUGAUUUGGCUUCAGGGCUAAAGAUAAAUUUCAGAAAAAGUGAACUGAUGGGAGUGGGAGUAGAAAAAAGCUGGAGCGGUAAAAUGGCUUAUAGACUGUAUUGCAAGGAAGGGGAGCUGCCAGUUAAGUAUUUAGGAAUCCCAAUUGGUGGUAGUCAAAGGAGAGUAGCUAUGUGGCAGCCAUUGGUGGAGUCGGUUAAAAGGAAAUUAGCUACAUGGAAGGGGAGGCAUCUAUCAAUGGGAGGUCGCAUUACGCUCAUCAAUUCAGUGCUAUCAAGUUUGCCUGUGUUCUUGAUGUCAAUCUAUGUAAUCCCAAAAGUGGAAUGGGAAGCAAAAGCAAUGGAGCAUGGGAAUGGAAUCUGCAGUGGAGGAGAAAUUUGUUUGAGUGGGAAGCGGAGGAGGCCAUGGAACUUCAAAGCAAGAUAAGAGACGUGAAAACCUCACAAGGAAGCACGGAUAGAUGGGAAUGGAUUCACGACAAAAAUGGCCAAUACACAACAAAAUCAGCA
Messenger RNA from Rubroshorea leprosula, 2746 nucleotides. The record is from the annotation of a GenBank genome assembly. Lineage: Eukaryota; Viridiplantae; Streptophyta; Magnoliopsida; Malvales; Dipterocarpaceae.